Betta splendens (Siamese fighting fish) is the source of this 2360-nucleotide messenger RNA. RefSeq names its product tripartite motif containing 105 (gene trim105). Bases 219 to 1586 code for a protein of 455 amino acids. Gene Ontology annotation, molecular function: metal ion binding; protein binding. Lineage: Eukaryota; Metazoa; Chordata; Actinopteri; Anabantiformes; Osphronemidae. The record is from RefSeq and is a predicted model, not a curated record. The transcript is spliced from 7 exons.
CCAAAACAAACAUCUGAUCAAAGUUGCCUGACUGGCUUACAGAAUCCCGUGAGACAUCAUCUGAUCCCGCACUGGUUUAUGCUAAACCUGUACCGGCUGCGGAUAGUCUUUUCACAGCAAGUUGGGAAUUAUUUGCGUUGUGUUGCAUUUAAAGUUAGAGGAACAACACCCACUCUACUGGACACAGAUGUGGACAAUAAUUAACUUCGUCUCACGUGAUGACCAAACGGAAGCAUUGGCUUUCACUUCCUCUCUGUGGACUGACUGUAGAGCGAAGCACCAUGGCUACAGCUCCUCUGGCCACGUCUGACAAAAGCAGCCUGAAAGAAGAUCUGACCUGUGCCAUAUGCUGCGACCUGUUCAAUGAGCCUGUGAUGUUGGCCUGCAUGCACCACUUCUGCAAACCGUGCAUCUCUAGGUACUGGAGGGGAACACAGGGGCCCGUAACCUGCCCACAGUGCAGAAAGGAGUUCAGCUCCAGGCAGUUUCAAACCAACUACCUGGUGGCAGCCAUGGUGGAGAAGAUCAGGGCCAGCACCUCGGACAUUUACUUCAAGAAUUUGGAGAAACAGCUGAAAGAGACUUUGGAGAGCCAUCGCCUGAGGAGGGAGGACUACAUCAACAGCAUUCAAAGAGACAAAGACAAGAUGGAUGCCAUAAAGAGAGUCGGGUCAGACCUGCAGGCUCGCGUUCAAGGGGAUUUCCAAGCGCUUCGUCAGAUCCUGCACAGUGAGGAGACCCGCAUGCUGGAGCAGAUUAAGAGAGAGCAGGACGAGGAGGUGAAGAAAGUCCAGCACCACCUGGAGGCGACUAAGCUGGCAGUGAGGGAGCUGGAGGAGAACAUGAAGACGCUGCAGCAGGCCAGUGGUGCCCCUGAGAACGUCGUGCUGACUGAGCUCCCACAGUUAAGUACACACGUGCAGGUGGAUAUUGCUCCAGAGUUUGAUGUAAACGCUUUCAGCAGCAGAUACAUUGCCCCAUUACAGUACAUUACAUGGAGAAAGAUGUUCAGGUCUUUGAAGCCAGGUCCUUCUCCAUUAACCUUCGAUGCCGACACAGCUCAUCCGAGCAUUUACAUCUCCAGGGACAAAACUGUGGCCUUGGAAAGUGAAACUAUGAUUCCGUACAUGAGCGUCAACAGGCGUUUCCUCCAGUGCGUCAACGUUCUGGCCGCCCAGGGCUUCCAUUCAGGCCGGCACUACUGGGAGGUGGAAGUGGGCUGCAAGCCCAAGUGGGACAUAGGAGUGGCCUUCGAGGCCGUGGACAGGCAUUCGCGGAUCAAGCUGAGCCCCGAAACCGGCUUCUGGACCCUGCGGCUCCGUAACGGGAGCGAGUACUCCGCCGGCACUCAGCCCUGGACGAGACUCCAGCUCAGCUCCUCCCCUCAGAGGGUCGGGGUCUUCUUGGACUGCGAGGAGCGGAGGGUGUCCUUCUACAACGCUGACGACAUGAGUCUGCUCUACACGUUCGCCAACGGGCCGCGCGGCAAGGUGUUCCCCUUCUUCAGCCCGUGCAUCAGUGGCAGCAGGCACAAAGCUCAGCCAAUCAAACUCCUGCACCACCCUCCUGCAGCUCUGUCUGGCUAACGUGGCUGCAGUCAAUACAAACACUUCAGUGAGAGCUGCUAAAAUACAGUUUUGCUGUUUUCUGCCAUAUGACACGAGGUUCAAUUUUGAGACUGUUCUCGUUAUCCACGAUUUCCCGGCUGGAUAUCAGGUGAACGUUUGAACCUUCACUCAGAAAAAAGAUGUUAUGAGAUUUUCUCUUGCCAUAUAUACGCUAUAUAUGAAGCCUUUGUGCUGUUAUUGUUCUGAAGAGACUCAAAGAAGUGCAUUAAAAUUUUACCCUGAAUUCUGUCCAGGAUAGAGUCAAAUUACACUUUAGGAUGGACUGUAAGAGUGAAUAUCUACAGCAGAUGUAGAUGGGUGACCUAUGAAAUGCUAAUUAUCCCUCAUCAAAUCAGACUGUAAUCUGUAGGAUUCUUUGUAAACGCUUUCUUUGGAAUCGCUAGUGAGUAAAAUCAGCAUAAUGGAAGCCUGUGGAGUGAGAUUCUGAUUAAGUGAUUCUUCAUGUUUUAAACAUGAGUCACAGGUGAAACCUGUUUUUAUUUGAGCUGUUUUUUUGUUUUUUGUGUUGUACAGAUGUAACUUCACAGCUUUUUUUUUUUAAACUAUAACACAUGCAGUAUAUAUUAACCUUAGUGGAAUAGCUUUUAGUUCUGAUUCAGCCUAUGCAUUGCAGUACAUGCCACUCUGCUCUUAUUGCAUGCCAGUGCCAGGUACAUGACAGAUCACUUCCUGCUUUCCAGCUCAAGCCAUUAUUGUAAAAACUGUUGAUUCGUAAUAAACGCAAUGACUUUC